Spea bombifrons (plains spadefoot toad) is the source of this 670-nucleotide messenger RNA. RefSeq names its product zinc finger HIT-type containing 1 (gene ZNHIT1). Gene Ontology annotation, biological process: chromatin remodeling. The record is from RefSeq and is a predicted model, not a curated record. Gene Ontology annotation, molecular function: nucleosome binding. NCBI's taxonomy places the organism in Eukaryota, Metazoa, Chordata, Amphibia, Anura, Pelobatidae. Bases 98 to 559 code for a protein of 153 amino acids. Gene Ontology annotation, cellular component: Swr1 complex. The transcript has 5 exons.
GUGUACGCGAUGUCUUAGUACUGCCCUCCAGCCGCAGUGCGCAGACGUGAACAGACUUCUCGCGUAUGCGCAUACUCGGCGCACUGUGUACGGAACCAUGCAAGAGAAGAAGCCUUCAGUCCGCUCCAAUGACCCGUCCCAGCGGCGCGUGCUGGACUCCGCCACCCGGAAGAGGCGGCUGAACCGUCAGCUCGAUGCUCUGGAGAAGGAUAAUUUCCAGGACGACCCUCACGCCAACCUCCCGCAGCUGAAGCGCCUGCCGCAGUUCGAUGACGACGCCGAGACCGGAAAGAAGAAAAAGAAGACGCGAGGCGAUCACUUCAAACAGCGAUUCCGGAAGAACUUCCAGGCGCUACUAGAAGAGCAGAAUUUAAGCACGGCCGACGGACCCAAUUACCUGACGGCGUGCGCUCUCCCGUCUGACUUCCCCCAGCGCCACUUCUGCUCCGUCUGCGGCUUCCCGUCGAAUUACUCGUGCGUGUCGUGCGGCGCGCGCUACUGCUGCGUGAAGUGUUUGGGAACCCACCAGGAAACACGGUGUCUGAAGUGGACCGUGUAAUAUCCGUGUAAUAUCCGUGUAAUAUCCGUGUUUUUACGGCGUCCCAGCGACCUUUAAUGUGUUUCUUUUCUGUAAAUAUCGAUCUCUGUAAAAUAAAUGUUUUUUGUAUUA